Molecule: messenger RNA, 1480 nt
Organism: Phytophthora sojae
Lineage: Eukaryota; Oomycota; Peronosporomycetes; Peronosporales; Peronosporaceae
Exons: 2
Coding region: 29-1312 (427 amino acids)
Biological process (GO): biosynthetic process; amino acid metabolic process
Cellular component (GO): mitochondrion
Molecular function (GO): L-aspartate:2-oxoglutarate transaminase activity; pyridoxal phosphate binding
Source: RefSeq, a predicted model, not a curated record
AAUCCUCGGCCUCGACUCCUCAGCGACCAUGCUCGCCCGCCGCUUCCUCCUCCAGUCCACGCGCGGCUUCGCCACCAAGUCCGCGGCCGGCCAGUGGCUGGCCGGCGUGCCCAUGGGCCCGGCCGACCCGAUCCUCGGCCUGACCGAGCGCUUCAACAAGGACGCGGACCCGCGCAAGGUCUCGCUUGGCGUCGGCGCCUACCGUGACGACAACGGCAAGCCGUACGUGCUGCCGUCCGUGCAGGAGGCCGAGCAGCGCAUCAUGGCCGCCGGCAAGAACAAGGAGUACGCCGGCAUCGCCGGCAUGAAGGACUUCGUGGACCUGUCGCUGCAGUUCGCGUACGGCGAGGACUCCGAGGCCCUCAAGUCGGGCCGCAUCACGGGCGUGCAGACCAUCUCCGGCACGGGCGGCGUGCGCCUCGCCGGCGAGUUCUUCGCCAAGUUCCUGGGCGAGGGCACCCCCAUCUACCUGCCCAACCCGACGUGGGGCAACCACAUCCCCAUCAUGAAGAACGCCGGCAUGGAGGUGCGUCGCUACACGUACUACGAGCCGGCCUCGCGCGGCCUGGACUUCUCGGGCCUGCUCAACGACCUGGAGGGCGCCCCCGACGGAUCCGUCUUCCUGCUGCACGCCUGCGCGCACAACCCCACGGGCGUGGACCCCACCAUCGAGCAGUGGCAGAAGAUCGCCGACGUCAUGAAGGCCAAGAAGCACGUGCCGUUCUUCGACUGCGCUUACCAGGGCUUCGCCUCGGGCGACGCCACGCGCGACGCUGCUGCCAUCCGCCUCUUCGUGAAGGAGGGCCACAACAUCUUCCUGUCGCAGUCGUACGCCAAGAACUUCGGUCUGUACGGCGAGCGUGUGGGCGCCCUGAGCGUCGUCACCUCCAGCAAGGAGGAGGCCGACCGUGUGCAGUCGCAGCUCAAGAUCAUCAUCCGCCCCAUGUACUCGAACCCGCCCAUUCACGGCUCGCUGAUCGUGUCCACUAUCCUGUCCGACGCCCAGCUCAAGAAGCAGUGGUACAGCGAGUGCAAGGGCAUGGCUGACCGCAUUAUCUCGAUGCGUACGGCUCUGCGCUCGGCCAUCGAGAAGAUCGAGGCCGCCAACGGCGCCAAGUCGGACUGGUGCCACAUCACGGACCAGAUCGGCAUGUUCUGCUACACUGGCCUGACGGAGGCCCAGGUGACGCGCAUGAUCGAGCAGCACCAUAUCUAUUUGACCAAGGACGGCCGCAUCAGCAUGGCUGGUGUCACGUCCAAGAACGUUGAGUACAUCGCCCAGUCGAUUGCCGAGGUCGUGCAGAACGCUUAAGCUUGCGUGUGUGCGUGCAGUAUGCGUGGGUGGGUGAUGAGGGCGAGUCCCCCACCCUUCGAAGCGAACGGUUGCUGCUGAAACGUAGUUGCAGUGGCAAGAAGGUGUAAAGAUCACAGAACACAAAGCCCAGCUAAUACACAGGCUGAGCAGCUUUUAGAACCUUUC